AUGGCCUCCACCGCGUCCGGCCCAUACGCCAAGCUGAUUGUGAACAUCAAGAGCGCCCAUAACCUGACCGACCCCACCUGGCUGGGGAAGGCCGACCCCUACGCCAUCUUGAAGGUGGCUGGCGCCGAGAUCCAGACCCAUCACAUCAAGAACGCCGGCGAGAAUGCCACCUGGGACGAGACCUUUGCGUUCAACAAUGUGGCCAUUGAGGACAUCCUGGAGCUGAGCGUGUACGACUACAACAAGGUCCGCAAGGACGGCAUUAUGGGCACGGGGUCCCUGGCGCUUCGCGAGGCCUUCGAGGAGGGGCGUAUCGACACGCGCAUCCCGCUGUCCAACAAAACCGGCUCCAAGGAUGCUGGGGAGGUCUGGAUCAACAUCCGCACGGAGGGGCUAUCUACCGCAGCGGUGGCCCAGGCCGCCGGGCUGGAGACCGACUUCAAACCCCUGGACACGGACACCUCCCGAGAGGCGCACUCCGCGGCAGACAGGCAGGGCGUGGAUGACGCUAGCGGUGGCCAGAGCGGCGCCGCGUGGCAGUCGUCGCAGACGGGCCAGGUGGCCGGCGUCGAGGGGUUGACCAAGAAGACCGAGGGCCUGGGGCUGGGCGACGGCGGCAAUGUGCGCAAGGGCGAGGAGGUCGUCCUGGGCCAGGACAAGUACACCACGACCGAGGACCGGUCGGUGGUGAAGGAGCGGGUGGACCACUUCCGCGAGCACCGCCCCGUGGAGAAGGAGUUUGUGGUGGAGACGCGCGCCACGGGCCAGGAGCGCGACCUGGUGGACCAGCGCGAGGUGGAGUCCCUGGGCGUGAAGGAGCGGAUCCUGAACGAGGAGCCCAUCCUCUCUGGUAAGGAGACCAGCAGAAGCACCACCACGAGGACCGAGCAGAGCAAGUGA
This is a messenger RNA of Auxenochlorella protothecoides, 900 nucleotides long. RefSeq lists its product as hypothetical. The transcript is spliced from 5 exons. The coding region runs from base 1 to 900 and encodes 299 amino acids. NCBI's taxonomy places the organism in Eukaryota, Viridiplantae, Chlorophyta, Trebouxiophyceae, Chlorellales, Chlorellaceae. The record is from RefSeq and is a predicted model, not a curated record.